Molecule: messenger RNA, 750 nt
Organism: Penicillium paradoxum
Lineage: Eukaryota; Fungi; Ascomycota; Eurotiomycetes; Eurotiales; Aspergillaceae
Exons: 2
Coding region: 1-750 (249 amino acids)
Source: RefSeq, a predicted model, not a curated record
AUGGCCCUGGUGAGACCUGCUUCUCUGCUCGGCGUCAUUGGCAGCAAGAUGGCUUCAACACGCCGCAUGAGAGUUAGUCGACUAAAGACAUCUAUUCUGUUUACAUUUAUUUUUGCUAGCUCCGCAUCUGCACUCUGGGGACUACCAUACCCUAUUCCUUCAAGCCAACAGCCGCUAGCUCUUGAGCACAAGGCGCACCAAUCAAUAAUGGACAAGAUCCUACCUGGUAUCGUCCAGACACAGAAGACCGCUCCAGAGGAGGACGUGAACUCGAAAGAUAAUGGUAGUCCCAUCAUCUCAGAUGUCCUGCCCAAGACCAAGGGCAUCAAUAUCUUUGCGCGGUUGACCCGUGACUUCGAGCCAAUCGCCUCUCGUCUUAACGAUGCAUCCAAGAAUAUCACAGUCCUCGCGCCACGCAACAGUGCAAUUCAGGCUCUUCCACGGAAACCUUGGGAAAAUCCAGAGGACUACAAGAAGUUUGGUGAGGUAAAUGCAUAUGAGGGUCAGGACGGUCAAGAUCGGGCAAAGCGGAAUCUGCAGCGCUUUGUCGAGGCCCAUCUCAUCCCUGCUAGUCCCUGGAGAAUUGGGGAAGAGGUUGAGACACUAGCAGGAGAGAAGUUGAAAUGGACGAAGGAGGGUGAUAAGAUCUUUAUCCAACCUGGAAAUAUUGAGGUUGAUGCAGUUGCAGAGAAGGUCCAUAACGGGGAAGUCUGGGUUCUGAAUGAGGUUAUUAAUUACCGUCAAGAGUGA